Molecule: messenger RNA, 1221 nt
Organism: Penicillium paradoxum
Lineage: Eukaryota; Fungi; Ascomycota; Eurotiomycetes; Eurotiales; Aspergillaceae
Product: mitochondrial 54S ribosomal protein uL2m
Exons: 2
Coding region: 1-1221 (406 amino acids)
Biological process (GO): cytoplasmic translation
Cellular component (GO): ribosome
Molecular function (GO): structural constituent of ribosome; RNA binding
Source: RefSeq, a predicted model, not a curated record
AUGCUUCAACCCCGAAUUGCCCUACGGGGCAUUCGGUUGCCCUUCAGGUGUCUACCUUCCCUUCCUUUGCCAGCCCGCGGCUAUUCAACCAUCGUCAAUGAAAUCGAAAAGAACAAGCCGAAGCCUAUCGAAACACCAUUGAACUCGUUUAUCGACCCCAACACUUCAUUCGCUCCUCCCCCCAGUCGCGACGCUUCGGGCGUUGUGCUGCGCACCUACACUCCGCGUACCCCCGGUAUCAGACAUUUACGGCGCCCAGUGAACGAUCACCUGUGGAAGGGCCGUCCGGUGCACAAGUUGACAUUCCCAAAGCGUGGUCAUGCUAAAGGUGGUCGUAACAACUCGGGUCGCGUCACUGUCCGCCAUCAUGGAGGUGGUGCGAAGCGUCGAAUUCGGACCGUUGAUUUCCUUCGCAUGGCCCCGGGGCCGCACUCAGUGGAGCGGAUCGAGUAUGAUCCCGGUCGCAGUGCCCACAUUGCCCUGACUGCUAGUAAGGAAACUGGUAAGUUGAGCUACAUCCUUGCAGCGGAUGGAAUGCGCGCCGGCGACGUCGUUCAGAGUUAUAUGUCCGGAAUUCCCGAAGACUUGUGGAAGAGUAUGGGAAGCACGGUCGAUCCUGGUGUGCUUGCUGCCAGAACUGCCUGGAGAGGAAACUGCUUGCCGUUGCACAUGAUUCCUGUGGGAACAUUGAUCUUCAACUUAGGCUUGCGACCUGGAAAGGGUGGUCAACUUUGUCGCAGUGCUGGAACCUAUGCCACGGUCGUGGCCAAGGGUAGCGACUCACGUCAGCAAACGAUUCAAGAUGAAGAGCCUGAGGCUGAAAAGAAGCCCUUGUCGCAGCGUGAGCAGCAGAAGCAGGAACGUCUUGCCCAGCACAUUACCGUCCGUCUCUCCAGUGGUGAGACUCGGCUUAUUCACAAGGAUUGCUGCGCUACUAUCGGUAUCACCAGUAACCCAAAUUACCACUACACCCAACUCGGAAAGGCCGGACGUUCACGCUGGCUCAACAUUCGUCCCACGGUGCGUGGUCUUGCCAUGAACGCCAUGGAUCACCCCCACGGUGGUGGACGUGGUAAGUCCAAGGGUAACGUCGACCCGAAGAGUCCCUGGGGUAUUCCGACCAAAUCCGGCUACAAGACCCGCCCGAAGUGGAAGAUCAACAAGGCCGUUGUUCACGCCAGACCUCGCAACCAAGGAAAGCGCCGUCGUGGAUACAACUAA